AUGACGGGCCUCAACCCUGAACUGAAGACGGAUUUCAGGCUCUGGCUCAUUCGCUUUCUUGGCCUCUCUGCUGAGGCUACUCACAAAAGGUGCCAGGUGAAGAUCAACACCUUCUGCAACCAUAGAGCUCAGCGUGCCUCAGAAAGGACCCUCAGCAGCGUCAUUAUUCAUGUUUUACAGAUGGAAAACUUGAGGCAUGGGGAGGAGUCCGAGAGGGAGGAGUGUUGGCUGGAGUUGGAUGGGAGCAUACAAAGAGAUGGGGUGUUUGAUCUGGCAGCCCUGGACUCUGCAGCCUUAUUCGCUACCUGUGAUGUUUGGAGCGAGAGGAAAGGACGUGUCCUGAAGCUGGCUGGAGUGGAGGAUCUGGUAGGACAACAAGGAGCACAGCCGGUAUGCUUGGGGACAAUGGAACUCGAGUUCCAUUCAAAUGAGAAGCCAAAAAUUCAUACAAAAGCCACUUCCAAACUUGCUGAACCUCUUGGACUGCCAAACAUGGGAUGGAAAUCACAGGAGAUGAGGCUUUCUCCUAAGAUCUUCAAUCAGAUCUACAGCCUAGAAGAGCAGCCUUCCUUGGGAUACUCUUCUGCUUUACGUACCAGCUGCGGCCCAGGAGAGCAGAGGCUGCCAUGA
Messenger RNA from Chelonia mydas (Green sea turtle), 630 nucleotides. RefSeq lists its product as uncharacterized. The transcript has 4 exons. The record is from RefSeq and is a predicted model, not a curated record. The coding region runs from base 1 to 630 and encodes 209 amino acids. Lineage: Eukaryota; Metazoa; Chordata; Testudines; Cheloniidae.